AUGCCCACAACUCCCACCUCCACUUCCACCAGCACUACAGUACCCACUCCCACCACCACAACUACUACCACAACUCAUCCUACCCCCACAGAAACAUCCAGUCCUCCAACCGCCACAACCCCUGCAACCACAACCGUCACAACGAGCAGCGCACCACCAAAAGUCACCGCUUCUGUUCCAACACCAACUUCUACAGUCUCAACACGUUCCUCAACAAGACCCACCAGCCACACGCCGAAAACAACAAUAACCUCUUCUCCGUCCACGACGUCCAGAACUACCGUGUCUACACAGACCGCAACAAUCAUCACGCCGAAGACCACUCCCCCGAUGUCAACCCCUGUGCCGACGACGACUACACCCGUUCCCACUACUGUUUCCACCCACCCCACUACACUCAGCACACCCACCCCGACCACUACAACAGCACCCCACACCUCCAGCACACCCAUCACUUUGACUACUAAAACUCUUCCCACUACCACAACCAUGCCCACAACUCCCACCUUUACUUCCACCACCACUACAGUACCUACUCCCACUUCCACAACUAUUACAAUGACUCUCCAUACCACCACAGAAACAUCCAGUACUCUAGCCACCACAACCCCUGCCCCCUCAACCGCCAGCAUGCCUAAGACCACUCACACUAGUGCCAUUUCUCCAUCAUUUAGUUCAUCACUUCCUCCUCUGCCAACAACUUCUCCAAUAAUAAUACCCUCUACUGUAUCUACUAUUCCCAUUGUUUCUGUGACAACCAGUUCUCCCUUAUCCUCAACUAGUAGUACAACUAUCACUAGCAGUCCAUUAACUACUAGAACUAGUACUCUGAUAAUUAGUACUACACCUUUGAAGACGACCUCUGUAUCGCAUACAACUACUACUCCUGGGAAAUGUGAACCUGUUGAAUAUGAAGAUCAAGUGGUUUACAAGGGUUGUGUUGCAAAUGUCACUUUGACUCGCUGUGAAGGAAUGUGUCCAUCAUCAGCAAGGCUGAAUAUUGUCAAAAUGAUGGUAGACAUGGAGUGUGGGUGCUGCAUGCCACUCACACUCUACAAGAAAGAACUGAGGAUGCCUUGUCCAGAUCCAGAUAAUCCACAGAAACCACUUGUUACAGAAAUCAUCAUAUUUGGUGGCUGUGUAUGCAACUAUGAUGGGUGUACACACUAGCCAGACCCAACUACGUCAAACGAAGUAUGGCAUUAGGAAUCCCUUUGUUUAUAUACAUUUCUCCAAGCUGUGGGAAGGAAACUAGGCUAUACUCUCCUGAAGACUGGUACUGAUAACAGCUUAUGUUAAUUUAUUCAUUAUUUGGGGAGUAAGACGAUGAAAGAAAUAUCUGGCUUGUUCAGAAGGUUUUCAA
Molecule: messenger RNA, 1363 nt
Organism: Rhineura floridana
Lineage: Eukaryota; Metazoa; Chordata; Lepidosauria; Squamata; Rhineuridae
Product: mucin-2-like
Exons: 5
Coding region: 1-1170 (389 amino acids)
Source: RefSeq, a predicted model, not a curated record